UUCAGGUGAACUUGACGUGUCGCUGCUAAAUUGUCGCGCCGACAGGUUUCUGGAUGUUAUUAAUCGGGAGAGACGCUGGUGUCGGGCUCCAGGACCAGGCUGUAGCUCCGGAAACAUGACGGCGUCCAAAGAUCCGACCAAGAAGAAGCCGAAAGACCCGCAGCAAGACGAGGAGUUUGUGGAUGUCAGCCCCCCGCAGAGAAACUGGAAGGGCAUCGCCAUCUCUCUGCUGGUCAUUGUGGUGGUCUGCUCACUCAUCACCCUGUCAGUUGUUGUCCUCACCCCAGCUGAGCUUCCUGAAAGCAGCAAGUCCAGACUGACUGUGGAAGAUCUGUACAAACUCGAGUUCAGCACUCAUGACCCUGAGGUCAAGUGGAUCAGUGAUUCAGAGGUGGUAUACAGGAACAGAGACGGUAAUGUCAUCAAGUUUAAUUUUAUCCUGAACGAGACGGAAAUCCUUCUGAGCAACUCCACCUUUGUGGCUUUUAAGGUGGCAAAAUACUCACUCUCUCCAGAUCUGAAGUAUGCCCUGUUUGCGUAUGAUGUCAAACCGGUGUACAGAUAUUCAUACACAGCCUCCUACAUUGUUUACAACAUCUACACCAGGGAGGUAUGGGAGCUGAACCCCCCAGAGGUUCAGAAUUCUGUGCUCCAACAUGCUGCCUGGGGAAGACAAGGACACCAACUG
This is a messenger RNA of Austrofundulus limnaeus, 688 nucleotides long. RefSeq names its product inactive dipeptidyl peptidase 10. Gene Ontology annotation, molecular function: potassium channel regulator activity. Lineage: Eukaryota; Metazoa; Chordata; Actinopteri; Cyprinodontiformes; Rivulidae. The record is from RefSeq and is a predicted model, not a curated record. Gene Ontology annotation, cellular component: plasma membrane; voltage-gated potassium channel complex. Gene Ontology annotation, biological process: proteolysis; regulation of potassium ion transmembrane transport.